AUGACGGAUGCACAACAGCUAAUCGACUACGUGCGUUCCUACUUACCACUCCACGCUCUCGACAGCUGAGAGCUCCUGCUAACCCGCAAACCCAUCAGGCCCGCAACCAAUUCAACGAAAUCGCCGCCGACGUAGAACGACACUUCGACCUCGUAGCCGGAAACCUCCGCGAACGAUUCGCGAAACCACUAGGCGUCGCUCCUCCCCCUCGUCGCUUACCGUCUCCUACCACAUUCCAGGUCGUCCAGCGAUGGAUCCAUCGACAUAAAGCUCUUACGGCUGCUAUUGUGGCCUUUUUCGUUACAGGAUCUCUAGGGACGUUGGUGUAUGUUUGGGGCAAAGAUGCGAAGAGGAAGAGAAGAGCAAGGAAAUCUGCUAGCGGCGCAAGGACGGAUGUGGUGAUUAUCGCGGGUGCGGUCGCGAAUCCACUUACCAGUGCGCUAUACUUGGAUCUGGAAAGGAGGGGGUUUGUGGUAUAUGUUGUUGCGAAUACGGCGGAAGAUGAGUACUAUAUCCGCUCGCAGAGUCGUGCGGAUCUGCUUCCUUUGCCGCUGAACAUGGUGGAUCCGUUCACGGCGCAACAGCAGCGAUCCCAGUUGCAGCAUUACCUGGCAAAGGAACACCAUGCUUUCGAAAGAGCUGAGCCACAUAGAAUGCGUCUGGCGGGAUUGAUCUUGGUUCCGGAUACGCAGAGUGCGCCGGCGAAAGUCGAGGAUAUCAGUUCCGAGGAGUGGAGCGACGCGUUGAAUGCGAAGGUGCUGAAUACGAUCGCAACGACACAAUUACUGCUACCCAUCGUCAUCGAGCACAAGGCGAGAGUCCUACUCUUAACGCCAUCGAUGACGCCCGCGAUCCGGCCGCCAACGCACGCGAUGGAGAGCACUGUGUUUGGAGCUCUACAGGGCUUCAGCACAUCGCUCGCGGCUGAACUCAAGCAGGAGGGAGUGUCAGUGUCACACCUCAAGCUUGGACAUAUCGACGUUCCAGCGAACAGACACCGGCGCAAUGGAAUGCCAGCACCUCGACUGAAGCCCACUCCCGUUCGAAGACUACACGAUACCGUCUUCGACACACUGGUUACCAAGCGACCUCGGAGGACUUACUAUGUUGGCCGCGGAAGCUUCACCUACGAUGUGAUUGGCAGCAUUCUACCUCCCGAUUUUGUUGCCUGGAUGAUGGGGGUGGGUAGGAAGCCGGCGAUGGCAAAGCAGGCGAGCGAGGAAGAUAUGCAUGGCAGUGCGGGCAGCUUGACUUGGGAGAAGAUUGAUGCUUGA
This is a messenger RNA of Lecanosticta acicola, 1274 nucleotides long. Lineage: Eukaryota; Fungi; Ascomycota; Dothideomycetes; Mycosphaerellales; Mycosphaerellaceae. The record is from the annotation of a GenBank genome assembly.